AUCAGAAUAGUUCUGAUGGGAAAGACCGGCAGUGGAAGGAGUUCAACAGGAAACACCAUCCUGGGAAGAAAAGAGUUUGAAGCAAAACCGAGUCAAAGAUCCGUCACAAAGGAAUGUGUGAAGGAAAAGACUGAAAUAGAUGGACGGUCAGUUUCUGUGGUCGACACACCUGGACUGUUUGACAGCAGUUUGAAUCUGAAACAGAUUCAGGAUGAGCUGAAGGAGUCUAUAAAGCUCCUGGUUCCAGGUCCUCAUGUCUUCCUGCUGGUUGUUCAGAUCGGCAGAUUCACACCAGAGGACAAGGAAACGUUGGAAAUGAUCAAAGAUAUAUUUGGGAAGAAUUCAGAGAAGUUCACCAUCGUUCUUUUAACCGGAGGAGAUUUGUUAGAAAGAGACGGCAUCACUGUUGAAGAUUAUAUUAGGUAUGAAUGUGAUGAUUCUUUGAAGAAUCUGAUUGCUGACUGUGGAGGGAGAUACCAUGUGUUUAAUAAUUUUAAUGUAGAAAAUCGAUCUCAGGUCAGAGAUCUGAUCAGAAAGAUCGAUGACAUGGUGAAGGAAAAUGGAGGACAAUGCUUCACCAAUGAGAUGCUGCAGGAGGCUGAAGCUGCUUUACGGAAGAAAAUGCAGGAUAUUGGAAAUCAGAGAGAAGAAAUUAACAGAAAGAUGGAAGGACUUGACAGAAAACGUGCUGCAGAAAAA
Poecilia latipinna (sailfin molly) is the source of this 699-nucleotide messenger RNA. RefSeq names its product GTPase IMAP family member 7-like. The annotation marks the transcript as partial. The record is from RefSeq and is a predicted model, not a curated record. Gene Ontology annotation, molecular function: GTP binding. NCBI's taxonomy places the organism in Eukaryota, Metazoa, Chordata, Actinopteri, Cyprinodontiformes, Poeciliidae. The transcript has a single exon.